AUGUUCUAUGGGACCAUGGUAUGGGACCCGUGGCUGAUCGUGUCGCAGAUCGUGUGCCUGCAGUGCCUCUACUACCUGUCGCUGGGCGUCGCCAUGGCGCUCCUCGUCGGCACCCGCGUCCCGCGACUCACCCUCCUCUACCUCUUCGACUUCGCCACGCUCACCCCGCGCACCCCCACGGGUUGGUGCGCCAUCGCAUCAUUCCUCCUCGCCGCCGUCGCAGGAGCUGGGUUCAUGCUUUAUGUGAUUGAGAGAGCCAAGAAGUGCCUGGACUUUGCAGCAACACUCUACAUAAUCCAUCUCUUCAUUUGCAUUGUUUAUGGUGGAUGGCCAGCUUCAGUUUCAUGGUGGGUUGUUAAUAUCACUGGUUUGGCAAUCAUGGCUCUCUUGGGUGAAUACCUAUGCAUUCGGCGGGAGUUGAAAGAAAUUCCAAUAUCACGGCUUCGUGCAAGUAAGUGA
Messenger RNA from Miscanthus lutarioriparius, 459 nucleotides. The record is from the annotation of a GenBank genome assembly. NCBI's taxonomy places the organism in Eukaryota, Viridiplantae, Streptophyta, Magnoliopsida, Poales, Poaceae.